CAAACAUAAAGUGUUUUGGUAAUAAAAAAUUGUUUUGUCAAGAUGACAGGGAACGAUUGGCGGCUGCAAAGCAGAUCGGAGCGAGCGCUCUCCGUAAUUUUUUGUAUCGAAGAAUCACCCGAGCGCUUACGAAGUUCCGCUUUGUUGUCGAACGCGCCGAUAAAUACCGCGCGGCAUCUCUACUUUAACCGUCGCAGCCCGCAGGCGACACACGACCCAACACGUGCUGGAAAUCCUCGUUUGUCACGCGCCUUAUCGCAAGACGGUCGAUAAGUAGCGAAACUCGGAUAGUGUAACUGCGUCACCUGUGUCGCCCGGUUAUUACGACUGCAAUUCGAUAACCGGAAAUACAACGCGUCAGGAUGAACGAAGUCACAUUGCCACCCUCGCCAAACUGGUAUUUGAGCAACAUCCUUGCCUGCUCGAAACGCGGAACUAUAGCAUGGGGCGCGAGGAACUUCAUCGUCAUCGCCAAGCCGAAAGAGAACAAUAUUAUGCAUUACUCUAUAAUCAAGGACUACUUCAAGGACAAAGUAACCUCAUUGGCGUUUUGCCCUAAGCUCGAUGGUCCGGACGAUCCGGAGUUAAUAAUCUGCGGCGGUGAUGAUUUCAAAGUCAGGGUUUGGAACGUGGAUACGUUGGAGUUGGUAGCGGAGUUCUCUUUCGCCGAUGGAAGCAAAUUGACUGCAGGGGUUGACUGGUCAGCCAAAGAUAGUAAUCUUGCAUGUGCAGUGAGCUCCGAUGGUUUUCUCAUGUACUGUAACAUACAGUACAAGACUUUGAAAAUGGUAUCUCUGGGCAAGCUAACCGCUACGUGCUUAGCUUGCUGCCCUCACGACGCUAGUCUAGUAGCGGUAGGUACUAAAAGCGGACUAGUUUACGUUGUUCAAAAGGACAUGAUAUUGUAUAAAAUGAGGGGACACAACGAGGACAUAGUUAGCUUAUCUUGGUGCCCUUCAGACAUGAAUGUGUUGACCGGAGAGAGUAAGAGAGACUUGCUUUUAGCCUCUGGCGCAAAAGAUAGAUAUAUAUACAUUUGGAGAGCUGGUAGCGACGGUAGAUAUGAAACUGUAAUAAACCUGCCGUAUACGCCGAUCACGCCUGCCUCGCAUAAGAGCAAAGUCAACACCACGAGCGGAACUUGGAUUACGGUAUGUUGGGUGGAGCCCAAUGUGCUUCUGACCAGCUCCCUUUGGGGCGAACUUCUUUCUUGGAAUCUUUCGACAGACAAAGACAAGCCCGAGUGUAAAUUGUUCCAUUCGUACCAUAAUAGAGGAUUGUUUUCUAUAGCUGCCGCACCCGAAUACUGCGCGACGGCUCACGAGUCAGAGAGAGAAUCCGAGCUCAAAGUCUGGUCUUUGGCGCAAGAUCGCUGGGUUAUAUGUUGCAAACGCCAAAGCGAUCUCGAGAGGUCGGUGACGUUGGAGUACAAGAUUCCUACACAGGGAGGAUUCGUCUACUGCCUGAGCGCUUGUCCCAUCGAUACCUCGCGCAUCGCAUUCGGCGUAGGAGACACGAUGCUGCGUGUGUGGAACAUGUCUGAUCAACACACAACGACAUUCGACCUCUUCAUGCAUUGGCAGAAGAUAAAGGGAAAAAUAAGAGCGAUAUCAUGGUUCCCGGAGAGCGAAUGCGUUCUCGCUUUUGGUACUGGAGAGGGUCGCGUUGGUGUGUUCGAUGCAGUCGGAACUAACAAACCACCUACACUGUACAGACAAUAUCAUAGAAAUACCAUUUACAAACUCGAAUGGGCUCAACUUAAAUCAGAAUAUUUUUUGUUCUCCUGCGCGGAGGGGGAGUUAAUAGCGUACAAAAAAUCCGCGCCGAACGAUGAACCUAUGUCUAUAAUAAAGAAAGGAUGUUUGGAAUUUUCUUGGAAGUCCAAUUUGUGCUUAGCAGUUGCGUUAGAUAUCGGGUCAAUUUUGUUCUACGAUCAGAAGUUCAGAAAACGCGGCAACUCGAUACACAUUUUAAGGAAUGUGGUGAACUGCCUGGCGUGGCAUCCCGAAAGUACAAUGGCAGACAAAUGGACAUCGCCGAUUGCCAACUACUUGGCAGUUGCCUCUGAUUCGUCUAGCAUAAUGAUAUUCGAUAUGUCAAAGCUGAUAAAGGAACUGGAAGAGACGGGUACCGAGGACGAAAUAAAAAACGAUGAGGACUGCACGAUGCACAAGAGAGUAGCAACAUUAAACGGACACUCCGAAAAAGUGGUGUGCUUAGCUUGGAGUCCGCAUUUCAGUGGGCACCUAGUGUCCGGUAGCUACGACAACAUGGCACAGGUGUGGAACGUUGAAAAGCAGGAGUUAAUGGGCACGUACAUGGGUCACGAUGGACCUGUGCUAUGCUGUAUGUGGAGUCCUCUCAAACCGCAGUUUAUAAUGACCGGCUCGUCGGACUUCACGCUACACGUGUGGAAUUAUACCUUACCCGCGCAAUCGCCGAAGCAACUUUCCGACAUUAAAGCCAUGAAGAAGAAACAAAAGCAACAGAAAAAAUCGUCGAAAAAUAAAACGGACGAUCAAGAGAGUAAUGUGACCGCGUCAACGAGUCCCGUUAGUCAACCUGCCGAAAUAGCUAACCCAAAAGUUCAAGUGUCGCAACCAAAGAAGAAAGAAAGAAAAUCAUACUUUAAUAAAUACAACAAACUAAUAAACGAUAAGUCUCAAAUCCUGAAUUUCAUCAAACUUGAUAUAAAAAGUAACAAGACUGAGGAAGAUGACACUGCUACAAAAUCAUCAUUGUUUUGCGAAAAGAAAGAUAACUUUUUGAAACUCAUUUCUAAUGAAAAGGCCGGACAGGACAAUUCAGAUGCUGUUACUGAGUUGAAUAUGUGGACUGAUGAUUUGAAAAACAGUUUAACUUGUGCAGUCAAAGAUCAACAAUUAAAUGACUUUUUAGUAUCACUCGCGCCUAAUGUUUCCUUAAAAAUGUGGAGAGAAAUGUGCGAGGCGUAUGCGCAUCAAUUAAUAACGCAACACAAUCCGGAAAAAGCGGUGUCAUAUUUGCUAAGCAUACACAAGAUUUACGAAGCCAUAGACGUAUUUUUAAAUGCCAAGAUGUUCAAGGAGGCUUAUGCGCUCGCCAGAUGUAAACUGGAUGCUGAUGAUACGUUCCUAAAUAAAAUAUUAGAAUCUUGGGCGGAAUGGGCCGCUUAUAAAGGUCAAUUGGAGCAGGCAGCUCAUUGUCUCGUAAAAUUAGGACACUUUGACAAGGCAGCAAAGGUUCUUUCUCAUCGGAAAAACUUACACUGUUUGGAAAUAGCGUCAGAAUUGGCGUUUUUAAGCGGUGACGAGGGAUUCGGUACGUCCUUAGCUGUGGACGCGAUGACGCGCGCACUCAUGAAAUCCGACUGGUCGAAAGCGCGUUCCCUUAUCGCGGACAUCCGACAAGUUCAGUAUCUGAACGUGCAUAUAGAUGCCCACGAGACAAUCGUGGACACAUACUCAAACCAGACUGAGUUCGACAUGAUAAAGACGUGGUUGGAAGAGAAGGAAAAUAAUGGUAUGCUACGUGCUCUCGAGGAAAAAUACGGCACUUGUUAUUACGAUAUCAUGCGCAAGAAAGACGAUACCAACAUUAUUUUAAGAAAUGCAACCUCGACGACGAACGAUAACGUGAUGCAAAUAAAUAUUAGUUAUCAAAUUGCCAUGGCGGCCACGUGCGACGCGAAGGAGACUCGAUUGAAACAUUUGGCAACGGCAUUAGACAGCAUAUUCGAAUUCGAAAACACGACAGCGAAAUUCGGGGCGACGAUAAAGGAAGGAUUCUUCACGCAUGUUCUCACGAAAUUGGACACCAAGAAGCCGACGGACGGGGACAGCGUUUACGCGAAGAGCGAGUAUCCGGUGUCGCAGAGUAUACGCGCUUACUUAUGCAUCGGUCUCCUGAAUUGGUUGGAGAAAUAUUUGGAAAAGCUGUCGGACGAAGAAGAAACGCAGAUUACGCAGUUGAUAUCGGAUUUGCUAGACGAUACUAUAAACGAAGCAAACCUGUCUCAUCAGAAUAAUAUUUCUAAACAUAAUAAACUGGAGGACCGACUUAUGAGUCUUGCGGCGGAAACAGAAGAGGAAAUCGAAAAUGAUGAAAGAUACACGAGUAUCCAGGAAGAAGCGGAGAAACUCAAACACGAUGUAAAUAAAUUCAACGAAGAACGAAUACAUGUACCGCCUCCCGAUGUCGUUUUUCACAAAGCUAAUUUAGUUGCUAACAAAUUGAGAGAUAGUAACAAAUUCCAGCUUUUACAAUUCUUAGAUAAAUCGCUUAAGGAGAUGAAGGCGUUUGAGUUAGAAAAAAAUACGCAAUCGGAAAAUGUCUCGCUAUAAAUGUAUUUAGAAAUAGAUGGAAGUUUAAAAGAAUCUGAAAGUUUUUAUAUCAUUAUAAAUGAUAAGCUAUGCAUCAUAAAUUACUUCUAUAUAUCGUUCAUGUAAGCCUUAUAAAGUGCAUUAUAAAAAUACAUUUUUUUUUCUAUGCAA
Wasmannia auropunctata (little fire ant) is the source of this 4472-nucleotide messenger RNA. RefSeq names its product gem-associated protein 5 (gene rig). The coding region runs from base 363 to 4322 and encodes 1319 amino acids. The record is from RefSeq and is a predicted model, not a curated record. Lineage: Eukaryota; Metazoa; Arthropoda; Insecta; Hymenoptera; Formicidae. Gene Ontology annotation, molecular function: protein binding. The transcript has 16 exons.